Molecule: messenger RNA, 2946 nt
Organism: Schizosaccharomyces japonicus yFS275
Lineage: Eukaryota; Fungi; Ascomycota; Schizosaccharomycetes; Schizosaccharomycetales; Schizosaccharomycetaceae
Product: isoleucine-tRNA ligase
Exons: 1
Coding region: 1-2946 (981 amino acids)
Biological process (GO): aminoacyl-tRNA metabolism involved in translational fidelity; tRNA aminoacylation for protein translation; isoleucyl-tRNA aminoacylation
Cellular component (GO): cytoplasm
Molecular function (GO): aminoacyl-tRNA deacylase activity; aminoacyl-tRNA ligase activity; isoleucine-tRNA ligase activity
Source: RefSeq, a predicted model, not a curated record
AUGAAGAUAAGAAGCUUUUGUGACGUGAGUACAGCAAUUCUUAGGACAACACCUUCAAUCAAUUCCCUGAAACCUGCUAGUUUUUACAGAAACGCGACUACGUCUGCUACGAAGGACUUUUCGAAAACCCUGCAGCUUCCUUAUACCUCGUUUCCAAUUCGUCCCAAUGUUACCGAAAAUGAGCUUCGUUACGAAAAAAUGCUUAAUGAAGAACUUUACCAUUGGCAACAAGAGAACCUGAAAGAGUUUCCGCCGUUUGUCUUGCAUGACGGACCACCUUUUGCCAAUGGAUCUAUUCACAUUGGACACGCCUUAAAUAAAAUCAGUAAGGAUAUAAUAAACCGCACUCGACUUAUUCUUGGUCAACGCGUAUCUUUCGUUCCUGGUUGGGAUUGUCAUGGCUUGCCUAUUGAGAUGAAAGCUCUUGAAGCUGGUGAUGACUCUCACAAAACCCCCCUCGAUGUUCGGAGAAUUGCGAAUUCAUUUGCAGAAAAAACGAUUGAAGAGCAAAAAGCGGCCUUCAAGCGUUUCUCCAUUAUGACGGAUUGGGACGCGGCUUACAAAACAACGGAUUUAGAUUAUCAGCUAGCUCAGCUGAAUGUUUUUAAAGAGCUUGUCUCUCUAAAUCUAGUUAAGCGUCAGUUUAAACCAGUACAUUGGAGCCCGGCUACACAUUCGGUUUUGGCUGAGGCAGAACUGGAAUAUCAAGAUAAUCACAAAAGUCAGGCAGCAUAUAUUUGCUUUCCUUUACAGGAUUUCUUCCUCAAUAAGGUUCGUAUUUCGAAUGCUUUUGCCGUAAUUUGGACAACGGCGCCCUGGACACUUUUUUCAAACAAAGCAAUUGCCUACAAUUCCAACAUACAGUAUGUUCUUUAUAAUCUAGAUGCCCGUGUUCUUCUGUUAGCAAAAGAUCGAAUAUCCGUCAUCGAUCCUCUUCAAAAGGGUACAGUCGUGGCAUUUGUGAGUAAUGAUUUGUUGCAAACUUUAACCUAUACACAACCUUUAAGUUCUGAUAAAGUUGGACAUUUGUAUGCAGCGGAUUUCGUCGACGCUAAAUCUGGAAGUGGAUUGGUGCAUAUAGCACCUGGCCAUGGAUUUGAAGACUACUCUCUCGCUACAGAUUUAAAACUUGGGGUAUUUUCACCUGUGGACGAUAAAGGGUGCUUUACGGAGGAAGUCGCAGGUGGAUUUUUAAAAGGUUAUAAUGUUCUAGGUCGCGGAAGUAAAAUAGUCCUUAAGAUGUUAGAAGAUGCUGGCUUAAUGCUGUACUCUCAUGUUUAUACACACCGAUUUCCUUAUGACUGGCGGUCACAUACUCCCGUAAUUAUGAGGUCUAUGGCACAGUGGUUUAUUGAAUUAACAAACGUGAAAGACAAAGCACUAAAGGCACUAGAAUAUGUAAGCUUCUUUCCUGAACGUUCCCGCGAAAGGCUUACCAGUUUUGUUCAAACUCGACCAGAAUGGUGCAUAUCUCGACAACGUUAUUGGGGCGUACCGAUACCUGUACUUUAUAACAUUGAAACUGGUGAGCCUCUUUUAACCUCACUGAGUGUUGAUUGGAUAAUCAAGAGAUUUUCUGGCUUAGGAAUUGAAGCUUGGUUCGCACCCGCAAAAUCAAUUCAAGAGGAACAAGAAUGGGUGGCCCCAGAGUACCGGGGUGAGUUAUAUCAACGCGGGCAAGAGACAUUUGAUGUGUGGUUUGAUUCAGGAACAAGCUGGACACUAUUAAACAAACAAGGUGCUUUCAGUAAUAGUCCAUUGGCUGAUGUUUGCUUUGAAGGAAGUGAUCAACACCGUGGUUGGUUUCAGUCUUCCUUGCUUACUUAUGUUGCGUAUACGGGAAACCCAGUGGCACCGUAUAAAAGCGUAUGUACUCACGGUUUUGUAUGUGAUGAAAAAGGUCGAAAACAAUCGAAGUCAGUUGGAAAUGUAACCGACCCUCUUGCUGUAUUGGAUGGUUGCACUAAGAAGAAACAACCUGCUUUUGGAACGGACGUUCUUCGUUUAUGGGCAGCGACGUGUGAUGUCACAAAAGAUGUUGUCUUAAGUUCUCUUAUUUUAAAAAAUAUAUCGGACACACUGAAAAAGUGGAGAUUAACUGCACGGUUCUGCCUGGGCAACUUAUAUGAUUGGAAACACGAAAAUAUAAUAAGCUUUGAAAAGCUUCCACCCAUUGAUCAAACAUUUCUUUCACAUUUAUCCGUUUUUCAGCGUGAUUUGUUGAGGCUAAUGAAAGUCCCAUGUUCAACUGCUCAGCAAGUUCAGCUAAUAUCCCGUUUUAUGAAUACUGCACUCUCAGCACAGUAUUUCGAAGCUGUUAAGGACGCAUUGUAUGCAAGCGCUGCUGAUAGUAACGUUCGGAGGAGUGCUCAAACCUGUUUGGUCUAUGUGUUGCGCACGUUAGCAUGGGCAAUUGCCCCUAUUGUUCCUUAUACGGCACAAGAAAUUUGGGAGCAUUGUCCGUCUGACGUCCGAUUAGGUUUUGCGACUCCAUUUCAUGGCAACAAAUCUCUCGUUGCUAAAAGUGCCCCAGCCCUACCAUCUCAUCUUAGGAACUCAUUAAAUAUGGAAUGGGUACAGUUACAACAUAUUCGUGAUUACGUGAAUAUUUUGGCUCAAAAAGCUCGUGAAGCGAAGGUUUUAGGCAGCUCUCUCGAAGCAGAUGUAUGGUUGCAAACCAAUUCCAAAAAGUUGCAACAGCUGCUCGACAAGUAUGGUUCAGACAUCCAUCGUCUCGUGAACGUGUCGAAUGUAUUUAUCAAUAAAGAAAAUCAGGGAAUACAACAGAAAUGGGUAUUUGAAGAAGAGUUCACUCCCGAAGAAGGAAAUAUUGUUGUCACAUUAGCGCCAGCUAUUUCUCACAAAUGUCCUCGUUGUUGGUUAUAUCGAUCGGAAAAUGAGGGUGAUUUGUGCAAUCGUUGUACAGAACUCAUAUUUCAUCAAUGA